This is a messenger RNA of Neoarius graeffei (lesser salmon catfish), 4879 nucleotides long. It is a transcript of the gene pogza, whose product is annotated as pogo transposable element derived with ZNF domain a. NCBI's taxonomy places the organism in Eukaryota, Metazoa, Chordata, Actinopteri, Siluriformes, Ariidae. The record is from RefSeq and is a predicted model, not a curated record. The coding region runs from base 140 to 4066 and encodes 1308 amino acids. Gene Ontology annotation, biological process: regulation of DNA-templated transcription. The transcript has 19 exons. Gene Ontology annotation, molecular function: DNA-binding transcription factor activity, RNA polymerase II-specific; RNA polymerase II cis-regulatory region sequence-specific DNA binding.
GUCAAAACGUCCGCACACCUCAGAUCAUUGUUUUUUCUUUCUGAUGGCAAACCCCGCGAACUAAGAAACUGUCCGGGGAAAACUGACGCCCUUUGUCGGUUUGCAAGCUCGAUAAAAAGUGUACGAGUUUUUAUGGAACAUGUCGGAGUCAGAAUUUUACAUGCAGUGUGAGGAGGAGGAACUUGCGCCAUGUCAAAGUAACACGAAUAGGAUAAAUCAGAUGGAGAACAUUAAUCAUGUGCUUAAUGGGCAGGUCUCAGUUUCACCAGAAACAACUGCGUCUCCUGUUCCCACUGCCCAGGCUCCUGCCAUUAAGACAGCACUUCUGCCAGUUGUUCCCGGUUCGGUUGUACCACAACCAAUACUGGCAGGAGUUCUUCAGCCCAUUCAGAUUGCUGCAGGUGGCACCAAGGGGCAACCCAUCUACAUCGCUCCAAAGCUGUCUACAGGCACCCAACAGAACAUUGCAACCCCACUUGGUUACAUCCUGCCUACAGGACAAGCUGUCACGUUUCUGACUGCUACUCAGGCAGGCUCACUGAUCUCCCCUCAGCUUGUGUCUCCAUCAAGCACACUACAACCAUCAACUGUUCAGAUCCCAGUCACUAUCAUCCACAGCCCAUCUGCAGUACAAACUGUCACCACAGUAGCCUCCAGUGGGAUGCCUGCUGUGGGCACCUCACCGUCCAACAGUCUCCCUCACCCCUUUCCAGCUGCCUCAGCUUCAGAACUGCCAUCAACAUCAUCUUCAUCACCACCACCACCACCUCCUCCUCCUCCUCCUCCUCCUGCUGAUCAAAAGCAGACCCUUUUGACACAGCCUGCAAAUAAUGUCCUAGCUCAGGAUUUCACCAAAACUCCCUCUCAGGUCCCAGCUCAGGACACCUCUGUAAAGACUCGAGCCCGAACCCGGAAAUCUGCAUUUUCCCCCAAAGUAUUUCAGAAUGUUUUCAAGGCACCACAGUUCUGUUCUCGCUGUAAUGUGGCCUACAAAGUUGUUCAUGCGCUUCGUGGCUACAUGUGUCACUGUAAUCCAGAGCUCAUAAACAGCGUCCAUGCAUUGGCCACUAGACCCAGAAAACGGGUCAAGCGGGUUAAGCGUAGUAAUAACCCAAAGCAAUCCGUACCCCACACGCAUAAGAGCACUAUUUCCUCCCCUUCCUUCUCAACCUCUACAAGCAGCCAACAUCCAGCAGCCUCUCCUCCUUCUUCUUGUUUGAAACACAUCACCACAUCUGAGAUACCAGAGGGAAUGCUUAGCCCUGGCACUGGUGACUAUGACGCAAACGGCAAGCUUAUCAUGCUAGUGGAAGACUUCUACUACGGGAAGGACCCUGGAAGACCUGUCCUGACAGAGGAUAACCAGGUGGCUGUUAUGAUGAAAUGCCAUCUCUGUGACAAGAAGCUGAAGAACAACAUCAAACUGAUGAACCACAUGAAGCACCAUAUGGACAUGGAGCUACAGAGAGGUGAUGGGAAAUGCCACACUAUGUGCCAGCAUUGCUUCCGUGACUUCAGCACACCCUUCUCCUUGCAAUGCCACCUUGAGACCGUUCACAGCCAAGUUGAGUCUGCAUCACUCUGCAAGAUCUGCGAGUUGUCCUAUGACAGCACUCCCCUCUUUUUGAAUCAUAUGAAACACUCUCACAAGCCUGGUGAAAUGCCCUACAUAUGUCAGGUUUGCAAUUUCCGUUCCUCUUUCUACAAUGAUGUUAUAAUUCACUUCCGUGAGCUCCACAAGGACACAGUCAAUCUUCUGUGCCCUUACUGCCUCAAAGUGUUCAAGUCUUGCAACAGCUAUCAGCUCCACUACAACAAGCACCAGAAAAAGUCAGUGUUGUAUUGUGGCAAGUGCCGACUUCAGUUCCUUUACGCAAAGGAGAAGGCAGAGCACAAGCGUUUAUUUCACCAGACCCAUCUCAAACCUGUGCAGCUGCUGGGGCUUAAGCCUGGUACUAAGAUAACCAUCCGGGCUUAUUCAGUGACUAAGGUAAACGACAACACUAACUUCCGUAAACCUAGUAUAAAGAGUGAAAGCUCUUCGCCAUCCUCAGUUCCUGCACCUCAGGGUGGUGUCCAGAGAAUCACACCUACAAAGAGGAAGCCUGUUGAGAGCAUGUUGGAAAUCAUGACCAAGUUUCAGAAACAGUGCGAGCCAUCAAGAAGUUGGUUCUGUAUAGAAUGUAACUUUGCGAUUCCAGAUUUUUCCACUCACUUCCCCACGUUUGUGCACUGCUCCUUGUGCCAUUAUAGCACCUGCUGCUCCAGAGCAUAUGCUAACCACAUGAUCAGUAAUCACGUUCCUCGCAAAACCACCACUAAAUACCUGAACUUGUACAAGCCCUGUCCAAAGUUGGGUAAACUAAGCUGCAGUGCUUGUGAUUAUUCCACUGAGAUUGGAGACCUCAUGGCCACGCAUCUGACUAAGAAUCCAAGCCACGCCUUCAGCCACUGCAAAUUCAAUGAUGGAUUUUCUCGUGGCUAUAAAAGGUUUGUCUUCAUACCAAGUGACCGGAUUCAGCAGGGCCAGGGGCUUAUCACACAGAAGCAAAAAAUACAGGUUGAUCAGAAUUCACUUCCACAAGCCACUAAUCCUGUUCCCCUUUCCAACCACUGCAUAAACCUCCCUGAUAGCUCUGCACACACCCCAUCUAUUCCCUCUGAAGUACAGCCUGUCGUUGAAAGUACUGUGCCUGAUGAAAAUUGUGGAACACAGCCAAAGGAUGUAACACUACAGCAAAUAACACUUUCUAGUGGAACUCCCACUCAAGCCGGAGCUCCGGCUGAAGGAUCGCUUACUGUAGCACAGCUGAAGAUUGUUCUGUACGCCCUGUGCUUUGGCGUUCCUCAGGCAGCCAGCCAGUUUGAUAGUGAGCCAAAGGAAGUACAAUCCUUGUUACUUAAGCGUCAACUUCAGCUCGGGCCACCAAAGAGCAGAGAAGGGUUAAUUCCUCGAUCAAGUGAUCGGUUAGCUGAGUGGGUAUUGUGCCAGCGUGAGCAGCAGCUUCCUGUAGAUGAAAUCAGUCUUUUUUCCAAGGCUGCUCAGUUCAUGAGUGCUGAUGGUGGGCCAGGCAUCUCUUGUAGUUGGGCUGUGGACUUUCUGAUAAGCCAUGAUUUAUCUCUGCAGUCAUUGGCCACAUCCCGCCGACUGCUACCCCAUAAAGUUCAGGAACGUCUGCUCACUUUUACUUCUGUUAUAAAUAAGCAGGUCACCUCGCACUGCUUGGGUCAGUCAGACAUUGCUGCUAUGGAUGAGCUUUCCAUUUUCAUAGACAUGGAGCAACUUGAUCCUGCCUCAGCUGAUUCUUCUUCCAUCAUGUCUGCUUUUAAGUUGGUUGGUGAAAAGGAUCCUCUUCUAGACGUUGUACUUGCCUCCCUAGCUGAUGGCACUAUCUUACCUACCAUAGUGUUUCUUAGAGGAGAGCCUCUAAGCCCAGAUGCACCACCCUUGCCAGACAUCAUCUUGGAGGCCAAGCCAGAGGGCUUUUCUGAUGAUGAAAGACUCCAGCUAUGGUUUGACAAAGUGUGGUAUCGGCAUGUGAACCCCGAGUCUGGAGGCAAGAGGUUGCUGGUUAUGGACCCAUAUCAGGGUCACCUAAGUCACAAGUUUUUAGCAUUGCUUACCAGUGCAAACACGUUGCCAGGCAUUAUCCCUCAUGCAUGUUCCUGUCGCCUGCAGCCUUUUGAGGCCUGUGUUGGUCUAGUGCUCCGAGAGUUCCUGCAAGCUCGAUGGAGUCAGCAUGUGACUGAAUCGCCACAAGACCUGAUUGGUGCGGUGCCUGCUGACCUAGCUCUUUUGUUCUCAGCCUGGCUCCUUGAAAUGCUCGACAUCCUAGCAGAAAGGCCAGAAUUUCUUCAGCGCUCUUUUGAACCAGUAUUGACUUCUAAUUCAGAAUUGGCACCAGGAGGAUUUGCUGAGUUGGUGCAGAAUCUGACUGAAGCCCUCUUGGUGAGCACAGUUCAGGACCAAGAAUCCAAUGAACCAGAGGCUGAAGACAAAGGCAACAUGUCAUCUGUUGUUUCUCCAAGCCUGUUGCCUUCACCACCCAAUCCCCAAGCUCUGUAGAAAAUCUUUGAGGAAGAUCUUAACUCUUUCCAUGGAUUUAGAGAUGCAGAAAUUAGGAUUUCUUAAAAGUAAAAUCAACAAAAUAUCGAUCCUCCAGGUUGUUUUUAUGCUAAGCUUUUUCAGUACAGUGUACUCUGACCAUUUUUCUUUUUAAUAGGAAAGUAACAUUUGCUCAGUAGCAUAUUGAUCAUGUCUUAAUGUUUCCUGACUGUUCUGUUCAUUUUACAUACACUGCCCUAGCCUCAUUCUGUCAGUCACCAGUGAUGGAAAAGAAUUUGUUGGGUUAAGAGUAUGUCGUGUAGAUGUCUGGAGGUGCACGGUUUAAGAUUUUUCCAUUAUUUCUACCAUUCCUUACACAAUCCCAUGUUUGUAGUAGUUUCCCAUAGUUAGCAAGGGUCUUCUCAGACACUUCUGCAGAAACACUGGAACAAGUUCUGCAGCAAUGAUGUUGGUAUAAUGUACCUACAUUUGUUUGCAUGACUUGUUUUUAUCAUCUACAUAAUGUAUAAAAGUCCCAAGAACAUCUUAGUGCACCUUUAAAAUGUCUCAAAAUACUUACUGUAGCCAUGUACAGAUUAAUAUAUUGUUUACUUUGACUGCUGAACUGUUUUAUAGUUCAGCCAGUGUGUUACUAUUUCCUUGAGUACUAUGACUGCUGUGAAUUGUGCACAUUGCAUAUGAGCAAAAAAGAAAGAAAAAAAAAGUCUCCAUGUACAAACAUUAGAUUAUCUACUGUAUUUAGGGCUGUUUUGUUUAUAAUUCAAGGGCUGUCCUUUGAUAUUACAUAAACCUCAUUUCUAAACAUUUUCUAAA